Molecule: messenger RNA, 4533 nt
Organism: Toxotes jaculatrix (banded archerfish)
Lineage: Eukaryota; Metazoa; Chordata; Actinopteri; Toxotidae
Gene: klc3
Product: kinesin light chain 3
Exons: 14
Coding region: 483-2123 (546 amino acids)
Biological process (GO): axo-dendritic transport
Cellular component (GO): kinesin complex; cytoplasm; membrane-bounded organelle
Molecular function (GO): kinesin binding
Source: RefSeq, a predicted model, not a curated record
CAGCGACCCAGAAACGCCGCGUGCGUCUGUGCUCCGUCGUCGUUUUAUCGCGUGCGCUGGAGCGUGCAGUCAGCUGUCAGCCUGAACAAAAAAAAAAGGACUAUUUCACUUAACAAUGCGAAAUAUAUAUUUGCAAAAUAAUAGCCACUUAAAGUGUUUAUUUUAUCUGGUUAAUGUGAUUUUUGCUCCCGAGCCUCGGCGCUCAUCAGGACUGUAUCUGUCGUCUGGGAAACUUUUCUUGGAUUUAUCCAUCGUUUACCUCCCGGGGGUCGAAAAGCUGAGUAAAUCUUGCCGCCGGGUGUCGGACAUCGGCGGUUGUGACGCAUAUUUUGAGCGACAAAAAAUUAAAAACGUUUUAUUUUAGUGUUACAAGAUCACCACAAUCUUCAAAUUUAUAAUUACAUCUUAAAAAAUGAACGAAUACAUUUAAAUGAAAUGCUCAUUAUUUAUUUUCCAAAGUCACAGGGAGCCACAGCAGAGGGAUGAAAGAGCCACAUUAUUAUAUUACCACUACUGCUGCAUGGAUAAUUUUACUACUGCUGGUCAGCCGUUGGGAGAGGAGGAACCUCAGAGCUGGAGCCAUGUUGUCGGCGGAGGAGAUUCUGUGCAGCACGCAGCAGGUGAUCGCGGGGCUGGAGGCGCUGAGAGGAGAGAACUGCAGUCUGCUGGAGAACCUGCAGGAGGCGAUGGAGAGCCGGCCGGUGACAGAGAGCGGCAGCGUGGAGCAGGAGAAGAGCGGCAUCAUCCGCCAGUCACUGGAGAGGAUAGAGCUGGGACUGAGUGAGGCUCAGGUGAUGAUGGCGCUGUCGGCUCACCUGGGAUCACUGGAGGCAGAGAAACAGAAGCUGCGAGCUCAGGUGCGUCGUCUCUGUCAGGAGAACCAGUGGUUGAGGGACGAGCUGGCCAAUGCCCAGCAGCGGCUGCAGGACAGGGAGCAGGAGCUGGUCACCCUGGAGGAGCAGAACAGACACCUGCAGUUCAUGUCCUCCAUACGCAAAUAUGACCAGGAGGAGCCACAGCUGGAUGACAAAGACAUGUCCUCCAACAAGGAGUCUCUGGACGAUCUCUUUCCUGCUGAGGAUGAGGAGCAGUCACAGAUGUCCCAGCCUCACCACAGCAGUGCAGCGGCUGCAGCCCAGCAGGGCGGCUACGAGAUUCCCGCCCGCCUUCGAACGCUUCACAACCUGGUUAUCCAGUACGCAUCCCAGGGACGAUACGAAGUCGCUGUACCACUCUGCAAACAGGCUUUGGAAGACCUGGAGAAGUCCUCAGGCCACACCCACCCAGACGUAGCCACCAUGCUGAACAUACUGGCGUUGGUAUAUAGGGACCAGAACAAAUACAAAGAAGCAGCCAACCUGUUGAACGAUGCUUUGGCGAUCAGGGAGAAAACUCUUGGGAUGGACCACCCGGCUGUUGCAGCAACACUCAACAACCUGGCAGUGCUUUAUGGGAAAAGAGGAAAAUACAAGGAAGCAGAGCCACUGUGUAAAAGAGCUUUGGAGAUCAGAGAGAAGGUUCUGGGUACAGACCACCCAGAUGUGGCAAAGCAGCUGAACAACCUGGCUCUGCUGUGUCAGAACCAGGGGAAGUACCAGGAGGUGGAGCAGUACUAUGAACGCGCUCUGCACAUCUACCAGAGCAAACUGGGACCAGACGAUGCCAACGUGGCCAAAACCAAGAACAACCUGGCAUCAUGUUAUCUUAAGCAGGGGAAAUACAGACAAGCUGAGUCUCUUUACAAAGAAAUCCUGACCAGAGCACAUGAAAAGGAGUUCGGAUCUGUAGAAGGCGAUGGUCGUCCCAGCUGGUCUGGAGCUGAGGACGGUGGCUCCAGACAGGACGGACUCAGUAAUCUGAAGCGCAGUGGUUCCUUCACCAAACUCAGAGAGUCAAUACGCCGAAGCAGCGAGAAACUGGUCCGCAAGCUGAGAGGAGUCGGAAUGGAGGAAACAACCCCGAGGAAUGCUGGGAUGAAGAGAGCAAACUCUCUGAAUGUGUUAAAUGUUGGAGCCAGAGAGAAUCAAGAUGGUGCCCAGUUGAGCCGUCUGGCAGAGAUUCGAGGCCUGAGCUCCAGCACGCACAGCCUGACAAGACGAGGUUCACUCGGUGGGACCACCUAACACACACACACACACACACACACGCAUCCUUCUACAUGCUACACUCAAAGAUAACUGGACAGAAGUUUUUAUUCUGACGGUUGUGAGACAUGAAUACCCUCAAGAAAAACUAAGGUCACUGUCACACUGAGACUUUUUCGAAAUAUAAUGUGCACAUAAUAAUUUGCCAUGCUUGUUUUGAGUAAUAUCUCCAGAAAGUAAUUGGAAAAGCACGAGUCACAUGUCUGUAACUUGACUUAUCUACAUUGCACUAUAACCUUUCCUUCCUGUUCACAUCAUUCCUUUCUGGUUUUAGAUCACUAACAAAUUCAGUUUCCUCACUACAAGUUAAUUAUUAACUGGAAACUGUGUUUUGUUGGACCCUUUUAUACUAAAAUAAUGCCAGCUAAAAAUAAUACCAGUUAAAAAUAACAGUAGCAUUUACACUGUAAGAAAUCAUGUUUCCAAGUUUACAUUAACGAGUGAUCUGUAAUACUGUUAAUUGGAGGUUGUUCCUCGUGCUAGCGUACCCUUUUAAGGUAUAUUUUUACUAGCAACACUGAAAAAAAAUUUGUUUUAAAUGAAAUUCAAAGUUAAACAUGCAUAUUGACAUCACAGAUUAUCUUUGUAAAAGCGAAUGUUUUGAGGAGCACAGGGACGUUGUUUGCACAAUGAUCAAAAACGUGAGUUUGUCAAAAAUGUAGUUACAUUUGGUUUACGAGGGAGAAGUUAAGCAGAUAACAGGUUUAUACUGAAGACAUUUAUUUAAAUGUGACUGAUGCUUUUGCCUUUACAGUGUGCAGGCCAUUCAAUUAAUAUUUUUAUAUUUCCAGAUGAUAAGUAUAAAAACACAAAUGUGUUUACUUUUGCUGUUUUGCACCACAGUCCAGUUCUGUCAUUCCAGAUUAUGAAAAUAAGGACCAGACUUUUUUUGUAACUUAACUAGUUAAAAAAUCCCAAACACCAGCUCUACAGAAAGAACACACGUACCUGACUUUAAAGAUGGAAAAGUUAAUAUCAGUUAAUAUAGUCUUAUACUUAUUAAUAUUUCUGAGAGUAAACACUUAAAUAGUCAAUGAAGAAUUUUACUAAUUAUGUAUUUAAUUAAUUUUGAGUUUUUAUCUAAAUCUGUUCAAUUCAGAAAAUAGUAAUGAGUUAUGUGUAUGCCCAAAGUUAUUGUUGUGUGCCUGAGUCAACAUCGCUUUGAUGACUUUUUGAUGUUAAGUCUAAUAUUCACUCUGUUUUAGCUCUGUUUUUGGUCUCCACCAGCUCCUGAGGGAAAUAUCUGGCUCUGUAGUUGCUAAAUGCUCCACUAUGUUCAGCUGGUCUCUGACUGUCUGUGUACAGUGGGUUUUUACAGUGGGUGACUCUGUGAGAGUGAACCAGAGCAGUGUAGUUAAACAGUGAGCUCAAACAGUUGGUUGAUAAUUCUCUGUAGGUUUGAUUUGAGCUGUUUUUUUCUGUGCUUAUUCACUGAAAUGCCUGAAGCCCACAAUGCAUCUCAGGUCACUAUUGUAAAUAGGAAAAAAAAAAGCUUUGAAUAUGACAUAGAUUUCUCUGUGCUCUCUUUAAUUUGUUAUAGAAAGAAUUACUUGAACUAGUUACUUCCUUGACUGAAAGUCAAGAUUUUAAUGACGUGGCAUCAAAACUGCGUGAACAAAAAACCUGAUUGCUUCUUCCAUUUUCUGUUGCAAGAGACAGAGCAUUAAUGAGUCCAUACACACUCAUAACACUACGGAUGCAAAUAAAUAAAAGCUGCUAGGAAAUCUCGGCUCCCUGAAAACCAUGUUACACCUGAUGCUCGUGGAUUUUAUUCCACGCUGCUCUUCUUAGGACUCACUCAUUUCCUUUUGCUCAUUCAAACAUACAGUAUAUUCUGUUCUUCCAUGAUGGAGAACUACUGAUUGUACAUUUGCUGUAGUAGAAGAGGUCACUGCUGUUUGCUGUAUGGGCUGAAAUCGCACUGUUACUGUAGAAAGUGUUGUCUGUUACAAGCUUUAUGAAGCUCUUGUAUGACUGUUACAGACAAAAUGGGAAAAAUGUGUAGAAGUGGACUGUAUCUCUUCUGAUGCUGUGUUUAUUCUGGUAAAUAUGAAUAUUUGUAUUUUAUAUUUGCAAACUCGAGCUGAAUUAAAUUACAAUAAAACGUUAACGUGCGUUGUUUUAAUGAAAAUAUGGCUUCAGGUGUUUUACAAGUGUGGCUGUUUUCAAAAAGCUGUUACUUAAAUUUUCCGUUUGAAAAGUGACUGUCAGAUUUUUGGUGUUAAGUGUUGAGGUAUUUGCUCUGGAUUUGAUUUUGUCAAAAGCCUCUUACACAUUAAAAUCACAUUAUAUGCUACAAACUGAAACACCAAGAAGAAAAACACGAGUCAGUUGUUAAAUACAAACAUGUGUAUUCCAAACUUUGUUGAAAAACAGAUACACAAUUAUU